UCUGACCAAUCACAGCCCUCGACAGACCAGCGUGUAGGGGCUCGUGAAGAGGAACACAGCAGAUGUGGACUUUCAUACAUUUCAGUCGGCUGUGUUGAUACUCCUCCGGCUGGAAGUACGCCUCACCAGGUAAAUCAGAAUGGCUCAGGGGAUUCCAGACAAGAUGAUGAUGAAUACAGAUCUGAUCAAGGAAUUGGUGGAUGUGGCAAAAGAUGCAGCACUUCUACACGGUGUGCUGAUGAGGAUCAAAGAGACCCCCAACUCCUCAGAGUUGGUGACCUAUGCUCCAUUCACGCUCUUCCCUACACCCGUGCCUAAAGCUGUGUUCCUCCAGGCUCUGGCAGUGCAAACUCACUACAACAUUCUGGUGGACAAGAUCAGUCAGGAUCCAGACUUUCUGCAGGAAGCUCUCGAAAGCACUAUUACAGUUGAUGAUUUCACAGCAAGGUUGUUCAGGAUCCAUCAACAAAUCCUCAAAGAAGGAAGGUCUCAGUCUAUUGUCUUGGGUCUUAAUCGAUCUGACUACAUGCUGGACCAGAGAGAGGACGGGUCGUCUUCUCUGAAGCAGAUAGAAAUCAACACCUUUGCUGCCAGUUUUGGAGGUCUCUCUUCAAGCAUGCCAGACGUACACAGACACAUUCUGGGGGUGGCUGGCAGACUGGAGGAGAGCCAGUGCAUCCUGGACAACAACCCUGCAGCUGGUCUGGCCAGAGCUGUCGCCAAAGCCUGGGAGCUGUAUGGAUCAGAGAAGGCGGUCGUCAUGUUCUUGGUAGAGGAGUGCCAAAGGAACAUCUUUGAUCAGCGAUACGUUGAGAGCGAGCUGUGGAAGAGAAACAUUCCCACAAAGAGACUGCGGUUUGACGAUGUUUGUAAAACAGGAUCCCUUGAUGAGGACAAGAGGCUCUUCGUUGAUGGUGAAGAGGUCGCAGUGGUGUACUUCAGGAAUGGCUACAUGCCCCAGAACUACACAUCUGAACAGAGUUGGGAUGCUCGACUUCUGAUGGAGCGCUCCCGGGCUGUGAAAUGUCCCGAUAUCAGCACUCACCUGGCAGGAACCAAGAAGGUCCAGCAGGUUCUCGCCAGACCUGGAGUUCUGGAGAAGUUCUUCCCCGACCAGCCAAAAGUAGUGGAGCAGAUCAGAGCGACGUUUGCUGGCCUCUACACUUUAGACAUGGGACCAGAGGGGGACAAGACCGUAGCAAUGGCUUUUGCAGCUCCAGACCGAUUUGUCCUGAAGCCUCAGCGAGAGGGAGGAGGUAACAACAUCUAUGGAUCAGAGAUCUGCCAGGUCCUGGAGGGAGUGAAGGAGAGCUCAGAGAGGACGGCUUAUAUUCUCAUGGACAAGAUCAACCCCGCACCGUCACAGAACUACCUCCUGAGACGAGACACUCCUUUAAAAAUCAGCAACUGUCUCAGUGAGCUGGGAGCCUUCGGAGCUUAUGUCAGGCAAGGUAAAGACGUGGUGAUGAACGAGUGUGUGGGUCAUCUGCUGAGGACCAAGAGUUCAGAACACUCAGACGGAGGCGUAGCAGCAGGAGUGGCAGUGCUGGACAACCCUCUCCUGGUCUAACUCUCACCUGCGGGCGGAGGUUCUGACGAGAAAGGGUGCGGAUGGUUGAUGCCGACAGUCUUAUCAAGGCAGCACUUUAAAAACACACUCUUCUCCUGCUACGACAUGAAACACACUCGGACAGUCUAGGCCCCGUUGCUGCUCAGAUUAUGAAGGUAUCAUUCUUCAAGAAUUCCUCCUUUCAUCAGAGGUGUUGUAGUAAAAAUAUGUCAGUAAUAUUUCUAGUGCAGCUGCCGAUAUUAACACCUUCAGGGCUCCAGAGGGGUUUGUGAGGACCAUGUUUGUUGGUGGUUUUUGAUAUCAUGAUGUUUCAGUUCAGAUGUGGUGCUGCUCUUCAAUACGUGCCCAAGAGAUUAAACACAACGAGUUUAAUGGAAGUAUUUUUUUAUUCUCUGCUUGGCUUCACAAUCAAGUCCCCUGAUACACAAUAAAUGCUGGAGGCUUCAUUUACCUCACAUUUAAAGAUUGACUGUUUUUAUUAGACAUUAAAUUUAACACAUCAUAAAUCAAUACUUUUGAAUUUAAAGCCACUUUCUUUUAUCCAUCACUAUAUCCACAAAUGAAUUGACCUCUCCUGGUAAAGAGUCUCCAUCUUGUGGCUCUUCACUGUUAGUACAACAUGUCAGGUUGUGUUCCCAGGAAGCAGUCUAAGCUCAGCUUCUCCUGACACUACAGCGUAUCUCAACACUCCUGCAGUCCCUGAGCUGUUUCUGACGACGUGUAAUAGAAAAUGUGAGUUUAUCUGAGUCAGUAUGAGCCUGUUUUUAGAGUAGAUGGUUCAACAGUUGCUUCAGAUUAAACUAAAUUAAGCAGGAAUAAGAACAUUUAUUUACAGCUUUAAAAAAGAGAAAGAAAAGUAAUCAAGUGUCCUUUGUUGUUUCUGCUGUCCCUCCUCUCAUCUUUAUGUCUCUAUGCAGAGUGCUGCUCCUUUCAUGAUUAAAAUGAGCAACUUAAAACCAUUCGUAUUAAAUAAUUCCUUUCAAAACUUUAGUAUCAUCUUUUAAACUCUUAUAUACAUUUUUUAAAUCAUCUUUCAAGCUUUUGAGUUAUAGAUUGUUUGUUUUUAUUUACAAACGUUGUCGUUGAAUUAUCUUUAAUUUGAGGCUCAUAACUUUUAUUUUGAAAAACCUAAAUAGGAAUGUGAAUUUCGAUGCUUUUAUUUUGAAGUUAAAACAGCAUCAUUGUAUGAUGGCAACAUUUAUUAUGAUUUCUUCACCCUGUAAUCAUUUAACUGGUUAAAAUUCUCUGUCACUUUUGAAAGUUUGAACAACAAGAAGACGAUCAUUUAUUUUUAUAGCUCCUCUUAUAUGAUACAUGUAGUUCAAAGUGCUGAUUGCAUUCAGCAUUUACAGAUUUUAUAUUUAAUUUAGUCCAUAACGGUUUCAUUAAGGGUUAAAAUAAAUAGUUCCAGUACAUCCAGGAUGCACUCCAGGAUUACUGAUGUAAAUGUGUUGGAGAGGGAGAUUUUUAUUGAUGAUCUUAAUAUAUUUGAUGAAAGGAACUGUUGUACCAAAUGUCACUGGACCAAAAUGUUUUAUUCAACAUGUUGAAUAAAAGGAUAAACCCUC
Molecule: messenger RNA, 3138 nt
Organism: Notolabrus celidotus (New Zealand spotty)
Lineage: Eukaryota; Metazoa; Chordata; Actinopteri; Labriformes; Labridae
Gene: gss
Product: glutathione synthetase
Exons: 13
Coding region: 140-1570 (476 amino acids)
Biological process (GO): glutathione biosynthetic process
Cellular component (GO): cytosol
Molecular function (GO): ATP binding; glutathione synthase activity; glutathione binding
Source: RefSeq, a predicted model, not a curated record